This is a messenger RNA of Osmia bicornis bicornis, 4377 nucleotides long. It is a transcript of the gene Sf3b1, whose product is annotated as splicing factor 3B subunit 1. Gene Ontology annotation, biological process: spliceosomal complex assembly. The transcript has 17 exons. Gene Ontology annotation, molecular function: mRNA binding. Lineage: Eukaryota; Metazoa; Arthropoda; Insecta; Hymenoptera; Megachilidae. The record is from RefSeq and is a predicted model, not a curated record. The coding region runs from base 220 to 4170 and encodes 1316 amino acids. Gene Ontology annotation, cellular component: U2 snRNP; catalytic step 2 spliceosome; U2-type prespliceosome.
CAUCUUGUAUCAUUACCAAUGGAAAAAUUGGUAAUAAACGAGUUUGGUCUUGUGGUGUAACUUUUAAACGUUUAAUCGAAUGUUAAUGUUUACGUGUAGAAGCAACGCUUAUGUGACCGUGCAGAAAUAAUUCUGCUCCUUAAAUAUUAGCAAUAAGGCUAAGUGUAAUUCUGACAGAGUUUUUAAGAAAAACAUAUUGUCAGAUUUCAGCGCUGCACGAUGGAUUCCAUUCCAAGAACGCAUGAAGAUAUUGAAGCACAAAUUCGAGAAAUUCAAUCAAAGAAAAAGGAAAUUCAAAAUGCAGCCACAGAGAAAGAACAAGUGGGGCUAGGAAAAACUGGUUUUUAUGACCAAGAUAUUUAUGAUGGAAGUAAUAACAAAUAUGAAGGCUAUGUCACUUCAAUUGCAGCCAAUGAUGAAAUUGAGGAUGAAGAUUAUGAACCAACUACUUUUAGUACUAACAAAAGACCAGGUUACAAUGCACCAGCUGCGUUACUUAAUGAUGUUGCACAGAGCGAAAAGGAUUACGAUCCAUUCGCAGAUAGACGACGUCCGACGAUAGCAGAUAGAGAAGAUGAAUACAGACAAAAGAGGCGCCGGAUGAUUAUAUCACCUGAGCGUGUCGAUCCUUUUGCAGAAGGUGGUAAGACGCCAGACAUCGGUUCUAGGACGUAUACUGAGAUUAUGCGAGAACAGUUAUUAAAAGGAGAAGAAACUGAAUUACGAAAAAAACUAGCAGAAAAAGCCAAAGAAGGAACUUUAAAAGCAAAUGGUGAACCUAAGCCAGCACCUAAGAAAAGGGGUCGUUGGGAUCAAACAGAUGAUGCUCCAACACCUAAGAAACCAACUGGUACCACUAUAGCACCAACAUCUUGGGACAAUGCAGAUGUAACACCAGCUGCCAUCAGAUGGGACGAAACACCCGGGCAUGGUAAAGGUGGAGAAACUCCUGGUGCAACGCCAGGUGUAAGUACAAGGAUGUGGGAUGCUACUCCGGGGCAUGCAACACCUGGUGCAGCUACUCCUGGUAGAGAAACUCCCUCCCAUGAAAAAACCGUUUCAAGUCGUAGGAAUCGGUGGGAUGAGACACCGAAAACUGAACGUGAAACACCUGGUCACAGUAGUGGCUGGGCAGAGACUCCAAGGACAGAUCGUGUUGCGGGGGACUUGAUUCAAGAAACACCAACACCUUCUGCUAGUAAGCGUCGAAGUCGAUGGGACGAAACACCUUCGAAUCAGACACCUGGUUCUAUGACCCCACAGACGCCAGCAACUCCUCUUACAACACCGCAUCAAACUUCUAUUUUAACACCUAGCGGAGUAACGCCGACCGGACCUAAAGCUAUGGGAUUGGCUACCCCAACACCAGGGCAUUUAAUGUCGAUGACGCCUGAACAGCUUCAAGCAUAUCGUUGGGAAAGAGAAAUAGACGAGAGGAAUAGACCACUUUCAGAUGACGAAUUAGAUGCUCUGUUCCCUCCUGGAUACAAAGUUCUACAACCUCCUGCCGGUUAUAUUCCAAUUCGUACACCCGCAAGAAAACUCACCGCCACGCCAACGCCGAUUGCGGGAACUCCGCAAGGAUUUUUCAUCCAAACCGAGGACAAAACUGCAAAAUUCGUAGAUAACCAACCAAAAGGAAACUUACCUUUUAUGAAACCAGAAGACGCACAAUAUUUUGAUAAAUUAUUGGUCGAUGUUGAUGAAGAGACACUCAGUCCUGAAGAACAAAAAGAGAGGAAGAUUAUGAAAUUGUUAUUAAAAAUUAAAAAUGGUACACCGCCGAUGAGGAAGGCUGCUUUAAGACAAAUCACGGACAAGGCAAGAGAAUUUGGUGCGGGUCCUUUGUUCAAUCAGAUACUUCCUCUACUUAUGUCCCCCACGUUGGAGGAUCAAGAACGUCAUCUUCUAGUGAAAGUUAUCGAUCGUAUUCUUUAUAAAUUAGAUGAUUUGGUGAGACCUUAUGUACAUAAAAUUCUAGUCGUCAUUGAACCUCUACUCAUUGACGAAGAUUAUUAUGCUCGUGUAGAGGGUAGAGAAAUCAUUUCCAAUUUAGCAAAAGCAGCAGGUUUGGCGACAAUGAUCUCCACGAUGAGACCAGAUAUCGAUAACAUCGAUGAAUACGUGCGAAAUACAACAGCAAGAGCGUUUGCUGUAGUUGCUUCAGCUUUAGGAAUUCCUUCUCUACUUCCGUUUUUGAAAGCCGUUUGUCGUAGUAAAAAGUCGUGGCAGGCUCGUCACACGGGUAUCAAAAUUGUACAACAAAUUGCCAUUCUUAUGGGGUGUGCUAUAUUACCACACUUGAAGAGUUUAGUUGAAAUUAUUGAACAUGGUCUGGUUGACGAGCAACAGAAAGUACGUACCAUUACCGCUUUAGCAAUCGCUGCUUUGGCUGAAGCAGCAACACCUUACGGUAUUGAAAGUUUUGACUCUGUUUUGAAACCACUUUGGAAAGGUAUCCGUACGCACAGAGGAAAAGGUCUUGCUGCAUUCUUGAAAGCUAUUGGUUAUUUAAUUCCACUUAUGGACGCUGAAUAUGCAAAUUACUAUACCCGUGAAGUGAUGCUGAUUCUCAUACGUGAAUUCCAGUCUCCUGAUGAAGAAAUGAAAAAGAUCGUGUUAAAGGUGGUGAAACAAUGUUGUGGAACAGAUGGUGUAGAGGCACAAUAUAUUAAAGACGAAAUUCUUCCACAUUUCUUUAAGCACUUCUGGAAUCAUCGAAUGGCUUUAGAUCGUAGAAAUUACAGACAACUCGUCGAUACAACCGUAGAAAUAGCGAACAAAGUUGGUGCAUCAGAAAUUAUAAAUCGUGUAGUAGAUGAUUUGAAAGAUGAAAAUGAACAGUACAGGAAAAUGGUUAUGGAAACUAUUGAGAAAAUAAUGGGUAACUUAGGAGCCGCUGAUGUUGACUCUCGUUUAGAAGAACAGCUUAUAGACGGUAUUUUAUACGCUUUCCAGGAACAGACAACAGAAGAUGUUGUAAUGUUGAAUGGUUUUGGUACAAUUGUGAAUACAUUAGGAAAACGAGUAAAGGCGUAUCUUCCACAAAUCUGUGGUACAAUAUUGUGGAGAUUAAAUAAUAAAUCUGCGAAAGUGAGGCAACAAGCUGCUGAUUUGAUAUCACGAAUUGCUGUUGUUAUGAAAACAUGUCAAGAGGAAAAACUAAUGGGCCAUCUAGGUGUUGUUCUUUAUGAAUAUUUAGGUGAAGAAUAUCCUGAAGUAUUAGGUAGCAUCUUAGGCGCAUUGAAAGCCAUCGUUAACGUCAUAGGAAUGACGAAAAUGACUCCACCAAUUAAAGACUUACUACCGCGACUUACUCCUAUAUUGAAAAACAGACAUGAAAAAGUACAAGAAAAUUGCAUCGAUCUCGUAGGUAGAAUCGCAGAUAGAGGACCUGAAUAUGUGUCUGCCAGGGAAUGGAUGAGAAUAUGUUUUGAACUUUUGGAAUUGUUAAAAGCUCACAAAAAGGCAAUUAGAAGAGCUACAGUAAACACAUUCGGUUACAUUGCAAAAGCGAUAGGACCUCACGAUGUGUUAGCAACACUCCUGAAUAACUUGAAAGUACAAGAACGACAAAAUCGUGUUUGUACCACGGUAGCUAUUGCUAUCGUAGCUGAAACCUGUAGUCCAUUUACGGUACUCCCUGCGUUAAUGAAUGAAUACAGAGUACCGGAAUUAAACGUACAAAAUGGUGUAUUAAAAUCUCUAUCAUUUUUAUUUGAAUAUAUUGGUGAAAUGGGAAAAGAUUACAUUUAUGCUGUGAGUCCAUUAUUAGAAGAUGCACUCAUGGAUAGGGAUUUAGUUCAUAGACAAACUGCAUGCGCUGCCAUUAAACAUAUGGCAUUAGGAGUUUAUGGGUUCGGAUGUGAAGAUGCGUUAAUACAUUUAUUGAACCAUGUAUGGCCAAAUGUUUUUGAAACUUCACCGCAUUUGGUACAAGCGUUUAUGGAUGCUGUGGAUGGUUUACGCGUCGCUCUUGGACCAAUCAAAAUAUUGCAAUAUACUUUACAGGGAUUAUUCCAUCCGGCACGAAAAGUACGAGAUGUAUAUUGGAAAAUUUAUAAUUCUCUUUACAUAGGUGGACAGGAUGCUCUUGUAGCUGGCUAUCCUCGAAUUAUGAAUGAUCCAAAGAAUCAAUAUAUUAGAUAUGAAUUGGACUAUGUUUUAUAAUAGAACCCGAUAUAUGCAAAAUUCGUGUAUCAUACGUUUAUAUGAUCUUCGUAAAAGUAAGUGUCAUUGGCUUAUUGUUUAUAAAUAGUCAUACUAAAUAGCUGUCUGUUAUGUGACAUAUAAGGUAGACAUUACGGUGAACUUUGAAAGUAUUUAUUUCCUGGACUUCUUUUAACAAAUUAUACAUAGAUUCUUUUUUAUUAGAAA